This is a messenger RNA of Suillus subalutaceus, 771 nucleotides long. Its product is annotated as actin cortical patch SUR7/pH-response regulator pali. NCBI's taxonomy places the organism in Eukaryota, Fungi, Basidiomycota, Agaricomycetes, Boletales, Suillaceae. Gene Ontology annotation, biological process: fungal-type cell wall organization. Bases 1 to 771 code for a protein of 256 amino acids. The record is from RefSeq and is a predicted model, not a curated record. Gene Ontology annotation, cellular component: plasma membrane; cell cortex of cell tip. The transcript is spliced from 7 exons.
AUGAGAGGAGAAUACUGCGUUGGAGGUGCAUCCUUUCUUUCGUUCGUUGCAAUUUUGCUAUUAAUCUUUGUCCAUGUUGGGCAAAUCAGUACCUCACUUGUUCCACAUGGAAUUGCAAUGGCAAAAGUCAACACUUCAGGGUUCGGUCAGGCAUUAAAUGAAUCCAUCCUUAAUCCAAUUGGGGGCCUAUAUACCACCAAUUAUACCUCGCCGCUCGGCGAGCACAAUGGGCUGAGACAAUUCUACGACUUCGGUCUCUAUUCCUAUUGCGCAUAUGUUAACAGCUCUGCUGGAACAUGCACCAAUCGCACCGUUGCCUACAAUUUUGAGCCUUACGCUGCGAUGAAGUCCGAUAUGCUCGCCAACUACUCACAAUAUUCUGAUUCGAUGUUUGUCAACACGACCUUCUUCAACUCAGCCUACCUGGCUUACAAUUCCCGCGUUGCAUAUUACUUCCUCCUCAUCGGGACCAUAUUUGCAACCAUCGCAUUGUUCACCGGUGUAGCCAAAAGGGCACUCCUGUUUUUUAUUUCAACGGCUUCAUCGAUAAUGGCUGCCCUGUUCAUUCUCAUCGGCGCUGCCAUCUGGACAUCGAUCGUCAAAAAAAGCGAGGACAUCAAUACCCUGGAAAUCACACAGAUCAAUGGUGGCGUCUUAUCAGGGGUCACCGUGUCUUAUGGAAAUGGAAUAUACCUUGCAUGGGCUGCCUUUGCCUGUUUGGCCGCAGCUACAGUGCCAUACAUGGUUAGCUGUUGCACAUUUCGAGGAUGA